Messenger RNA from Aspergillus versicolor CBS 583.65, 591 nucleotides. RefSeq names its product high-affinity Cu transporter CTR3. Gene Ontology annotation, biological process: copper ion transmembrane transport. NCBI's taxonomy places the organism in Eukaryota, Fungi, Ascomycota, Eurotiomycetes, Eurotiales, Aspergillaceae. The coding region runs from base 1 to 591 and encodes 196 amino acids. The record is from RefSeq and is a predicted model, not a curated record. Gene Ontology annotation, cellular component: membrane. The transcript has 4 exons. Gene Ontology annotation, molecular function: copper ion transmembrane transporter activity.
AUGGACAUGGAUAUGGGAGGAAUGGACAUGGGCGGCGGUGGCGGCGGUGCUCAAUGCGUUGUCUCGAUGUUAUGGAACUGGAACACUAUCGAUGCCUGCUUCCUCGCUAGCAGCUGGCACAUCAGAUCGCGCGGUAUGUUCGCUGGCUCCUGCAUCGGUGUCAUCUGCCUCGUCAUAGUCCUCGAAUUCCUACGCCGCAUUGCUCGCGAAUACGAUGCCUUUAUCGUCCAUCGCGCGCAAAUGCGAGCCCAGUAUCUCGCCCCGGCACAGAACCCUGCAGCUUCAUCCUCAUCAGAUAGCGCCGAUGCAUCUGGGACACAGAAAUCCACAACAGCAUGCCCACCGGCAGCAUCAUCCAAAUCGAUACGCGUCCGCCCAACCCUCAUCGAACAAAUUGUCCGCGCCUUGUUGCAUAUGCUGCAGUUUGCGGUUGCAUACUUCGUCAUGUUGCUGGCCAUGUACUUCAACGGGUAUAUAAUCAUUUGCAUCUUUAUUGGGGCGUUCCUGGGCUCGUUCAUCUUUUCGUGGGAAUAUAUUGGUGGUGGAUCGAAGGAAAAUGACGCGACGGCUGUUACGAAAUGCUGUGGUUGA